Molecule: messenger RNA, 5642 nt
Organism: Cavia porcellus (domestic guinea pig)
Lineage: Eukaryota; Metazoa; Chordata; Mammalia; Rodentia; Caviidae
Gene: Dsg2
Product: desmoglein 2
Exons: 15
Coding region: 504-3854 (1116 amino acids)
Biological process (GO): homophilic cell-cell adhesion
Cellular component (GO): desmosome; plasma membrane
Molecular function (GO): calcium ion binding
Source: RefSeq, a predicted model, not a curated record
CCACCUCGCCCCCGCGCUCUGAGCCCCGGAGCUGGGCGCACGCCACGGGAGGGCACUGCGUGUACCCGCGCCACCAGGGGCCUCCGCGCGCCACCUGCGCUCGGGCCCCGCGCCCGUCCGCCAGACACCCGGCCUCCCGCCGUAGUGUGCCGGCUCCCCCGCGGCUCGGUGCGGUCGCGGACUGCGCUUGGACCGGGGCCCGCGUGCGGCCCGGGGCUCCCAGCUCCCGCUACUCUCGGAGGAGGCGGGGAGCGCCCGGCGGGGCCGGCGGGGCGGGGCGGGGCGGGGCUUGCCAAGGGCGCCACCGUCCCGGCGUCACGGCCCAGGUGCGCGUGCGGCCCUGCGCCUCCAGUGCUCGUGCGCUCGGGCGCACCUCGGGGUGCAACUUCUCGCGGCGGCCACACCUGGAACCGCGCCCCAAGGAGAGGCGGCCCUCAGGCUGGAGCGAGGCCGGGACGCGGGCGGGCGGCAGUGGAGCCUUGGGCGGCCGAGUGGAGGGCGCGAUGGCGCGGGGCCCGGGGCGCCCGUGCGCGCUGCUGCUGCUGUUGGUGAUCUGCUUUACCUUUGGAAGUGGACUUCACUUAGAGUUCUUUAACACAAGAAGAGAAAGCAAGCUGCUUCCUGGCCACACUCACCUGGUACGCCAGAAGCGGUCAUGGAUCACUGCCCCAGGGAAUCUCUGGGAAGGCGAGGAUCUGACCAAGAAGAAUCCCAUUGCCAAGAUACAUUCUGAUAUUGCAGAAAGCGGAGUAAAAGUGACAUACAAAUACACUGGAACAGGGAUCACAGAGCCUCCUUUUGGUAUAUUUGUCUUUAAUAAAGACACUGGAGAACUGAAUAUUACCAGAAUUCUUGAUCGGGAAGAAACACCAUUUUUUCUGCUAACAGGUUAUGCUAUGGAUUCAAAAGGAAACAAUCUGGAGAAACCACUAGAACUGCGCAUUAAGGUCCUUGAUAUCAAUGACAACAAGCCUGUGUUCACUCAGGAAGUCUUCACAGGCUCUGUUGAAGAGUUGAGUGCACCAUAUACACUUGUGAUGAAAAUUACUGCCACAGAUGCAGAUGAGCCCAAUACUAUAAAUUCUAAAAUUUCCUACAGAAUUGUGUCGCAGGAGCCUCCGUAUCCUGUAGUGUUCCACCUAAAUACAGAUACAGGAGAGAUUUUCACAACCAGUGCCUUGGACAGAGAGGAACACAGCAGCUAUUCUUUGACCGUGGAAGCAAAAGAUGGCUAUGGGCAAGUAACAGACCAUCCAGUCCACCAAGCUCAAGUUCAGAUUCGUAUCCUGGAUGUCAAUGACAAUAUACCUGUCGUGGCAAAUGGACUGCUCGAAGGGACGAUCAAAGAGAAUCAAGUCAACGUAGAAGUUACACGCAUAAAAGUCAUUGAUGCGGAUGAAGUAGGCUCUGAUAACUGGUUAGCAAAUUUUACAUUUGUAUCAGGAAAUGAAGGGGGUUAUUUCCACAUAGAAACUGACGCACAAACGAACGAAGGGAUUGUGACCCUCGUUAAGGAAGUAGAUUAUGAAACAAUGAAGAAUCUUGACUUCAAUGUUAUUGUCACUAAUAAAGCAGCUUUUCACAAGUCAAUUAUGAAUAAGUAUAAACCUACACCCAUUCCUAUCAAAGUAAAGGUGACAAAUGUGAAAGAAGGCAUUUCUUUCAAAAGCAGCACAAUUUCGGUUCAUGCUCGCGAAGGAAUGGAUAUAUCAAGCCAAAGCCAAUCCAUCGGAAAGUUUCAAGUUUUUGAUGAAGACACUGGACAAUCAGCUAAUGUAAAAUACGUAAAGGUGGAAGACAGAGACAAUUGGGUUUCAGUGGAUUCAGUCACAUCAGAAAUCAGACUUGUAAAAAUUCCUGAUUUUGAGUCGAGAUAUGUCCAAAAUGGUACAUACACUGUAAAAAUUAUAGCUGUGUCACAAGAUGAUCUUAGAAAAACCAUCACUGGCACCGUCCUUAUCAGCGUUGAAGACAUCAAUGACAAUUGCCCCACCCUGGUGAACCCCGUGCAGAGUGUCUGUAAGGAUGCACCGUAUGUGAACGUUACAGCACAGGACCUCGAUGGAUACCCCAACAGUUGGCCGUUCAGCUUCUCAGUCAUUGAUACACCACCUGGAACAGCAGCAAAGUGGAAAAUAAUACACCAAGAAAGUACCAGCGUGCUGCUGCAGCAGGAUGAGCACAAGCUCGGGAGAAGCAAAAUUCCGUUCCUGAUUACAGACAAUCAGGGCCUCAGCUGCCUGGAGAAGCAGGUCCUGGAGCUGACGGUGUGUGAGUGUCUGCACGGCAGUGGCUGUGUGGGCGCGCAGCGUACCUCCUACGUGGGCCUGGGGCCUGCAGCCAUUGCUCUCAUAAUCUUGGCCCUUCUGCUCUUGCUGCUUGUGCCAUUUUUGCUGCUGCUGUGUCAUUGUGGAGAGGGUGCCAAAGGCUUCACGCCCAUACCCGGCACUAUAGAGAUGCUGCAUCCUUGGAACAACGAAGGGGCUCCACCUGAAGAUAAGGUGGUGCCAGCGAUCCUGGCCGUCGAUCACGCGGAAAAUGCAACAGUAAGAAAUGAAGUGGGAAGUGCAAUGGCCAACGAAGGCACCAUGAAAGGAAGCAGCUCUACCUCCUUUUUCAAAGUGCAGCAAGACCAGACCAACAUGGAUGGGAGAUGGGAAGAACACAGAAGCCUCCUCGGCAAUGGCGCCACCCAGGUGACCGGCACAACAGGAGCCAGGCUGGGAGCUAAGACUUCGUGGAUCAGAGGAACCCUGGGGGCUUCCAGAGAGGUGGCUGGAGCCCACACCGCUGCCGCCGGUGUGGUCAGCGAGGAAUUCUUAAGAAAUUAUUUCACUGAUAAGGUAGCCUCCUACACUGAGGAAGAUGACAUUCACAUGGCCAAAGACUGCCUCCUGGUUUACUCCCAGGAAGAAACAGCAUCUCUGCACGGGUCCAUUGGCUGUUGCAGUUUUAUUGAAGGAGAACUGGACGACCGCUACUUAGAUGAUUUGGGACUGAAAUUCAAAACACUAGCUGAGGUUUGCUUGGGUCGGAAAAUAGAUGUGGAUAUGGAAAUUGAGCAGAGGCAAAAACUUGUCAAAGAAACAAAUUUGAGCACAGCUGCACACUCACUCUAUGAGCAAACCACAGUUAAUUCAAAGAAUACCUACUCUGGCGGCAGCUUGCCAGUUCCUAAACCCUUGCAGGAAGCCAGUGCAGAGAUGGUCACUCAGGAAGUAGUCACCGAGAAAUCGGUAUCUUCCAGGCAGGGUCACAAGGUGACACCACCUCCUCCUGACCCACUGGCUUCUGAUAAUAUCAUAGUGACAGAAACAUCCUACACCACAGGCUCUACUGUGUCACCAAGCACUGUGAUCCUGGCUCCCAGGCAGCCCCAGAACCUGAUCGUGACAGAGAGGGUGUACGCACCAGCUUCCACCUUGGUAGAUCAGCACUAUGCUGGGGAGGGGAAUGUCGUAGUCACUGAAAGAGUAAUCCAGCCUAGCGGGACCAUCCCUCAUCCUCUGCAAGGCUCCCAGCAUCUGCAUGAUGCACAGUACGUUAUGGUGACUGAAAAAGAAAGUAUCCUUGCACCCGGCUAUGGCGGGCAGCCCACCCUGGCCAUGCCCAAUGUAGGACAGAAUGUGACCGUGACAGAAAGAGUGCUGACCCCUGCUUCUGCUCUGGAUUCCAGGUACCAGAUUGCCUCUGAAGCCUCAGGGAAGGCUGGGACGGCUGUGAUUUCUGGGGCUGGAGUCCCUGGCCCUCUGCCACAUUCUGGUUUGGAAGGAUCUGGCCAUUCAAAUUCUACCAUUACCACAUCCUCCACCAGGGUCACAAAGCACAGCACUGUGCAGCAUUCUUACACCUAAGCAGCUGCCAGUGCCAGACACACCCAGAGUCUAGCUGGCAGAGACUGCGGGCAUAUUUUCUGUCUGCCUGGCUCUACGUGGGUCUCCCAACCGUGCAGCGGUGCGCAUGCAUUGAGCUUACAUUUUCUUUCUCAGUCACCAGUACUCAAAGGUCCACACUUUCUCUGCUUCCAGAAGCAUACUUCAGAAAUGCUUCAUGUAUCACAGUUGGCAUAGUGAUGAUGCCGUUAAGUGCCUUUUAGUGAGUUAUGCAAACAAUAUUCACAAAACAGAACAGAGUAAAUCUGCCUUCUGAGAAUUUAUCAGAUCAACACACUGCCAUCCAGGAGAGCAACCUAGGAGCGUGAUUGGGUCUCUUCAUGAACUGCAUCAAUAUUUCACAUCCAUGUUCUGUGUUCUCUAUGUUACUGCACCCAGCAGGUCAUCAACAGCUCACUCACCCAAAGAGCUACCUACAGUCCGGGGGCCGGUUUUGUUGGUGGUUUUCUUUUAAUUUGUGGGAAGUUGAUUAAACUUUUGAAUGCUAGGACGUAUGUGUCCAUAAUGUCACAUGCUCUUAAAAAUUCCAUUGUAUUUCCUUGUCUCGAUAGUCAUAAAAAAUUUGAAUACUUCAAAUUCGAUUGUGUAGUCCAGGACAAAAUUUGUAAAUAUAAUACAAUUUUACUACUUCUACUACUAAUAAUAUCCUACAGGGGAAUAGAAACCUCAGGAUGUUCUUAAUGGCUGCAGUGUAGUGCAGCUAAAUUAACCAGCCAUAUCCUUCCCCGUGGUAGGAACGAUGCCUAUUUCACUGCCUUAUGCUUUCAAUGACUCACAGAGUGCCAAAGAAUAUUUGUGAAUUAAACUGAAUUUUACAAACCAUUUUGUACAAUUGCCAAAAAUAUCAAAACACUUUUAGGCUUUGACUAGCUGGUUAUAACUUAGUACAUUAGGGGUAAAUAUCGUUAAGAGCCUUAAUUAUGUGACCUCAUUUUGCACAGUGACCUUGCCUUGUUUUUUUUUUAAAGUUACAUGAUCAGGUGUGGUGGUGUACGUCUGUCAUCCCAGCACUUGGGAAACCAAGGCAGGAAGAUCACUGUGAGUUGGAGGCCAGCCUGGGUUACACAUAGUGAGUUCAAGGCCAGUCUUGAGUACGUAGUGAGAUCCCAUCUCAAAAAACACAAAAAAUUUAAAAAUAAAAAUAGAAAAAGUCAUGUAGGUUGUUUGGCUCCUAAAUAAGAUUGUAUUUUAUUGUUCUUAGAAACAGUAAUGUUUCAAACUAUAUACAGAUAUCACUAAUUAAUAGAAGUAUUUGCAGCCACAGAAUAAUUUUCAUUAUUUUUAAAUACUGUCUCAUUUGUUGAUAUUUAAGAUAUUUACUAAAAAAUUGGAACUUUAAAGUUAUACUUUAGUAGACUUUUUAAAAUAUCAUUUACUUGAAUUGUGUAGGAUUUAUGCAACUCCGUUCAUUAACUGUAAUGUAAGGGCAAGUAUUUUUAGGCAUCAUAAGCUGUGGUUAAGAUGAAGGUCACUCUUCCAUGAUCUUGAGUUGUUUGCACCCUAUUUAGUGAUUUUUUUGUGAGUUUUUUUUUUAAUUGUCUUAUAUAUUUUGCCAAGGAUGCUACAGGAGUGUCUCAUUAUGACCUGUGUACUCCACACAAACAGAAGAUGGUCCGGGCUAAAAACCUUAACCUGUUUCUCACAUGUUCUAAAUGAUUUUCUUUGUUUCUGGAAAGGUGACUUGCGUUAGUGUUUACAUUUGUUCUGGGGAGAUUGUAUUUGUAUUUAAUAAAAGCAGUCCCUCCUUCA